Messenger RNA from Oncorhynchus mykiss (rainbow trout), 8961 nucleotides. Its product is annotated as signal-induced proliferation-associated protein 1. Gene Ontology annotation, cellular component: cytoplasm. Gene Ontology annotation, biological process: regulation of small GTPase mediated signal transduction. Lineage: Eukaryota; Metazoa; Chordata; Actinopteri; Salmoniformes; Salmonidae. Gene Ontology annotation, molecular function: protein binding; GTPase activator activity. The record is from RefSeq and is a predicted model, not a curated record.
UGGUGUGUGUGAGGGGAGGAGAAGGAGGGGGUUGGCUUUAGUGUGAUUUGAAUGGGCGUGAGAGAGAGCGUGAGGGACUGAGCAAAUCAACCUGCCUCUUUUGACUGAACAACGGGAUGGAAGAGCUGAGCUCCUAGCCACACUGAUCAGAGAGGAGUUUUAUUUUUGGAGAGGGGAAGAAGGGAGCAGACAAGGGGAACCGAAGAGGGAGAAGAAGGAGAAAAGGCAUCAGAGUCGGGAUAGAUAGCAGAAAAAUGCUGUCAUGGGGAGAGGGGGAGGGAGCAGACAGAAAGGAACAGAAUGAGACCAGGCAGGGUGGAGCGGAGCUGAAAUGUGGAGGUGUCCAGUGGAAGAGACCAAAGAGAAGCAAGCAUGUGCUGAGGGGUGGGAGCUGAUGGAUGACAGAUCAGAGAGGCCGACACACACGCAAAUCCUCCCCAACCCAGAGGACAGAGAGCUGGACCACACCACGACUGGACCACACCACGACUGGACCACACCACGACUGGACCACACCACAACUGGACCAAACCACGACUGGAUCCCACCACGACUGGAUCCCACCACGACUGGACCACACCACAACUGGACCACACCACAACUGGACCACACCACAACUGGACCCCACCACGACUGGACCAAACCACGACUGGACCACACAACGACUGGACCACACCACGACUGGACCACAUCACGACUGGACCCCACCACAACUGGACCCCACCACAACUGGACCACACCACAACUGGACCCCACCACGACUGGACCACACCACGACUGGACCCCACCACGACUGGACCACACCACAACUGAGGCACACUAGAAUAGUAGUCAUCUGCAAAGCCAAAGCUGGAGGACGUCCUAAAGGAACUUGGAAUGGGUGUACGUUUUCCAGACCUAAAACAUAUUAUUGUAUCUGAUACAGUCAUCUAAUAGUCCUUUGCAUGUUGUUAUUGAAUGUGGAUGAAGACCACGUGUAGUCCUCUUACUCAUCAGGCUUGACACAGUGAGGAGAGAUAGUUGGAGUCGGAGUCUGAGGCACCAUGCAGUCUGACGACCUCUUCCUACGCAAGUUUUGCCGGCAGAGGCCACGACCCCCUCUGACAACGGUCAACUUUGACUCUAAGCGGGAGGGUGGGGUAAGGGCGCGGGUGGUGGCAGGGGAGUGGCCCCCGAGGAGGGAUGGAACAGAUGGGGAGAGUCUUACUACUCCGAGCUGUGUGGGUCUGAACCUGAGGUCAGUGGGCCGAGGACACAUCAUGCAGAGAAGCAACAGUGACGUGACGCUGGGAGACCUGGACUCCUCUGGUAAGGCGGGAGGGAAGGCAACACGGGCGGUGGGGGAGAAGGCAGGUGCCGGGGCCCAGGAGGACUCAGGGGUGGUGCUGCACAGGGAGUAUGGCAGCCUCUCCUCACUGGAGAGACAGAUAGGUCUGUCAGGAACCCAGGAGCCGAGUGCAGAGGACCAUGGUGUUCUGAGCCCCAACGCCCUCCGCUUCAAAGACCCCUUUCUGCUGCUGGGCCUGCAGGGAACCCCUCCAGAGCCUGACGGCUUCUUCAGGGCUCUGUCCACCCCCGCAGGAGACACCCCAAAACCAGCCAAGCCCCCAAAGCCUGAGGGGCUGAGCAAGAAGGCCAAGCCCUCUCCUCCACAGAUCCCCCAACCAGGUCCUUAUGACAACCUGGGUGGAGGAGCCUGGGUCAGGAAUGUUGCCCACUAUGAUGUCCAGAGCAUUUUGUUUGACCUCACAGAGGUGGCUAGCAACCGAGACAGCAUCGGCCGCAAAAAGAACAUCACCUCAGGGGCAUCGGCUGCCUCGACGAUGCGUCCCCUCACCCAGGCCACGCCCUCGCAGAGCGGGGGCGGUGUUGGGGGGGCUGUGGAGGACCCCUCCCUGGACGAAGGAGAUGGCAUUGACAACGAGCUGCUGCUCAGCUGCCCCCACUUCCGUAAUGAGAUGGGGGGUGAGGAGCGGGCGGGCCUGGGGCAUACGCAGGGCAGAGGGGGUCUGUGGCUAAGCCUGAGGAACCCCAACGAUGCUGUCUCAGUACUGGAGGAACCCAGAGAGAGCCACGUCCAACAGCAGGGCAAGAGCAACUACUUCAUAGAACACGCAGACCUGGGAGCCCACUACUACCGCAAAUACUUCUACAUGAAAGAUCAUCAGAACUUCUUUGGCAUGGAUGACCGCCUUGGUCCAGUGGCCAUCAGCUUCCGUAGAGAGGAGAAGGAGGGGUCUAGUGGAGCUCAGUAUAACUACAGGAUCAUCUUCAGAACCACUGAGCUGAAGACUCUGCGAGGCUCCAUCCUGGAGGAGUCCGUGCCCUCAGCGGCCCGCCACACCACCCCCCGAGGCCUGUCUCCCAAGAGGCUCCUGGAGUUCAUCAUCCCAGAGCUCAACCUCCACUGCCUGCGCCUGGCCUCCACCUCACCCAAGGUCCGAGACACCCUGCUCAAGCUGGACGAACAAGGGCUGAACUUCCAGAGGAAGGUGGGGGUGAUGUACUGCCGUGCAGGCCAGAGCUCUGAGGAGGACAUGUAUAACAACGAGAGCUCGGGGCCGGCCUUCGAGGAGUUCCUGGAUCUGCUGGGGGAGCGAGUGAAUCUGAAAGGCUGGGAGAAGUACCGAGCUCAGUUGGACACCAAGACGGACUCCACAGGGACCCAGUCCCUCUACACACACUACCAGGACUAUGAGGUGAUGUUCCAUGUGUCCACCAUGCUGCCCUACACAGCCAACAACACACAACAGUUGCUGAGAAAGAGGCACAUUGGGAAUGACAUAGUGACCAUAGUGUUCCAGGAGCCAGGGGCUCUGCCCUUCACUCCUAAGGCCAUCCGCUCCCAUUUCCAACAUGUCUUCAUCAUCGUCCAGGUGGAACAGUCCUGCUCUGACCAUACCUACUACAAGGUGGCGGUGACACGCUCCAAAGACAUCCCGUUAUUUGGGCCUCUGUUCCCUAAGGGUGCUCGAUUCCCCCGUUCCCCUGCCUUCAGAGACUUCCUGCUGGCCAAGGCGGUGAACGCUGAGAACGCUGCCGAGAAGGCGGAGAAGUUCCGCUCCAUGGCCACCCGGACACGACAGGAGUACCUGAAGGACCUGGCAGAGAACUACGUGACCACCACGCCAAUCGACUCCUCCACCAAGUUCCCCCUGCUGUCCCUGGGGAGCAAACGCAAAGACAAACUGAAGGGGGCCAAGGGGGCAGAGCUGCACAGUGCUGGGGCAUUGGUCUGGGCUGUGAUGGCCACCAGUGGGAAUGAGGGGGAGACAGGAGGACACAAGCUGCCCUGUCUACUGGGGGUGUCAGCUGAAUCAGUGGUGCUGAUCGAGAGAUACACACGGAGGGUGGUGUUCAACUGCUGCUGCCGCGAUGUGAUUGGCUGGAAGGCGGUGAUAGACAGCAGGGCCAUAGGCGGGCCUUGCCUGGAUAUCUUCUAUGAGAGGGGGGAGGCUGUGUCAAUCAGUGUGAUGGACAGUCAGGCGGAGGAGAUACGGGAGAUGGUGCAGAGACUGGAGUUGGUGACGCGGGGGUGCGAGGCACGGGAGGUGACGCCCCUGCGUGACGGGGUCGGCCAGCCAGGCUUCCUGAUGAGCGAGGAGGGCUUUGUGACGGAUCUGCAGCGGUUCGGCUAUGCGGAGAGCGGGGGUCUGCAGCUGGGGGCACGGGUGGUGCGUCUGUGUGGCUACGCCCUGGUGCACCUAGGACCAGAGGAAAGAACCAGACUGCUCCGCACCGCCCACAAGAUCCACAUCACCGUCAUCCCUCCAGAUGAGAACGGCAAGCCCCGCAGGAGUUUCUCAGAGUUAUACCAGAAAGCCAUCCAGGAUGCAGAGCGUAAGCCUGGGGAGGGCCAGUCUGGAGAGGCCUGGGUGCUGGACGAGAGGGAGGAGGAGGAAGAGAUGGAGGAAGAGGAGCGGGAACAGGGAGAGGGGAAGGAGGCGGAGACGAUGGAGGGACCAGCAGAGGGAGGAGAGGCUGAGGACAGGCUGUCAGAGACUGGACAGGGUGAGAAGGACCAGGGGGACCAGGGCUCCCUCCUCUCCCCACCCAGCCUGCCUCUGUUACGGGCCACCUCCCUGCAGGACCACCCACUCAACCAGACCGUGGAGAUCACCCCCUCCCAGCUAACACGCAGCUACUCCCUAGAGAGGCACCCGUCCUGCCGAGACAUAUGUGACAGGCAUGUGUAUGACAACGUGGGUGUGAAGUUGAAACAUCACAUCUAUGAGAACCCAGGGGAGCUGAGAGACGCCACGCCUGACCUCAUCCUGGCUGUCAAACCCAAGAUGCCCCUGGACGAGGAGCAGUUUGUGGGGGCUGAGUUGGGUGAGGAGAGGCCAUCAGCGAGUGACCCUUCCCUGUCCUCCACCCGGUUGUCAUGUCUGAACAGAGCAGAGAGAAACUCCCGAGCCCUGAGCCUACACAACUCCAUCACCAAGAUCCUGUCGGAGACCACAGAUUCCUCAGAGGAGGAGUGGCAGUCUAUAGCUGAUCUAGCCACAGCAUGCCGCAGCAUCCUAGAAGCCUUGUCACGUGAAGCAGGAGAUGGGACCCAAGGAGCAGACUCCCUGACAGAUGGCAAGCUAAAGGACAUGAAGGACAGUGACUCACCCGGCCACCUGGAGGAGAAGGUGUCCCAGCUGGAGGACAUGCUGAAGAGGCUGCAGGACGACUUGCAAAAGGAGAAGGAGGACAAGGCGGUGCUGCAGGCCGAGGUGCAGAGCCUCAGGCAGAAUAACCAGCGGCUGCAGGAGGAAUCCCAGAGCACCGUGGCCCGCCUCAUCAAAGUCACCGAGCUGCUGUGCAAUGUCAACAAGCCCUGCUAGCUCUGUCACAGUACACACUAUGUGUACACAGACACACAAACACACACACAAACAAACGCACACAAACAAACACACACACAAACAAACGCAGACAAUCAAGAUCAUAAACACAUUCCGGACACACCACAUUCAAUAUUGUAUACAAACACCCAUGCACAAUACAUCAACAUACUCUAUUACUGUUGCUCACUGUAUAUUAAUACAGACACACACACACACACACACACACACACACACACACACACACACACACACACACACACACACACACACACACACACACACACACACACACACACACACACAUGCAUAAUACUCUGCAUUCUGUAGAAUGAUAUUUGAACUCUGGACCAGCCCAUGAGUGUCAAACCAACUGAAAAACAACCCUGAGUCAUUUCUCACCAUCUGGUCUUCUCAAUAGCUUGACCAGUUAAGAGGCAUAUCCAGGGUUGCUCUUUACCCAAUAGUGUGUUUCUUUGUACCGUGAGUGUGCGCGUGCGUGCAUCACCAUGGUUAUUUUAUCUUGCUUCACAUACUUGACAAGUUGGGCAGAAUAGCAAUUGCGUAAAGCUACACAAAUGAUUUAGAUGAAGAGACAUGUGCAGCAUGUUUGAUGGCUGUUUAUUUCAAUUGACCCAAAGUGUGUGUACAGUAUGUAAACAGUAGUCUCUCUCCUCUCUGCUCAACCCUCUCCAUGAUAUGCAACGUCUCGGACUGAGAACAAACAGCUCAGCUGUGCACCAUUAGAGGGGAUGGCCUUGGAGCUACAUAGGGAAAAUGACAUGCAUGCAGGCAGCCUGCUUGAAAAGACGGACUGAUGCAUACUGACCCUGCCUCUCUCUGCCAACCUGCUCACAGAAUGGUUAGUUCAUUGUGUAGAGACACUAUUCUCUCCCCUCCCUACCGCCUCAGCUUCAUUUGAAGGGUUAUGGACUUGAGUCGGCAAGUAACAGAGUAUUUCACAUCUGCUUUCAGGGAAUGAGAUGCAAUUUAGUUAUAAGGGAAUUGACUCACCGAAUGCACUCAGAGAGCUGGUGGUGUUCCGUGCAAGUACUUGAGAUGGAUAUGGAAGUGGAUAAUGCCUUGGAUGAGGAUGAAACAAUGGAACUUUAUCCCUUAAAGAAUGGCUGUAGAAGCUACACUGUAGAAAGUACGCCUCCUGCUGGACUGAGCCAUGCAUUGCCACACGGCAGCUCUCCUUUCAAAGAAAAAAAAAUUGUAGAGAUUUAAUGUAAACUGAACAGGAUUCCUUUAGUGAACACAGCCAUCUGUGUUCAAUUAUAUUUUGUGUUUGUUUGUUUGCUGGCUACAAUGAUAAUUCAGUGUAUUUGAAAUUUAUUCGGAAAGGUUCUAGAGUGGUUGACUGUGGGUGAGGGAUUCCCUCAUUUCAUCUUUCUGUGUGUGUACCUACUGUAUGUGUUUCUGCGUUGUUUUUGCACUUUUAGCAUAACCUAUAUGGGCAUGGGCCAGGGCACUAUUUAACCUCCUGCCCAGGUUUAUGCCUUGCUUGAAAAAUGAACGUGGAUUUGAUCUCACCCCACCUCAUCUUCAGGUCCACUGCUGAUGACGCCAAUAACAAUAUGAGAUCAGAGGAGGACGGGAUUAUUCCUCCUCCAAGACUAUUCUGCCAAAAGACGCCAGGGCAGAUCUCCUACACCCCACUCAGACCACUGGACCCAGCUGUGACACGCCCAAAAUAACUAGACUUAAAAUUUGGAAGGGAUGCCAAACAAUCGUCAAUCACACUGUCUCAAUGCUACUUUUUAAAGACCUACCCUUUUACUUCCUCUUGUGAUUUUAUUUUAGAGUCACUGUGAUUGCCCGGUACCAGCAGAUUACCAUAUAUUCUAAUGAAAUAAAACAUCUAAACUUUAUCUAUAUGUGAAGAUGACAUGUACAGCUGAAGUGUUCAAUGUUACUUAGCGCAUUCGGUUGUGUAUGCUGUCCAUUGCAGGAUGGUUUAACAUGCAGACCAGUGUAAAUGUGGCCGAACAGGCUGUUUGAUCCAUGCUGUUUGAAAUGUUGGAAAUGCCUUGUUGGAAAUGAUUAGUAGAGUUGAGAAGUGGAAGAAUAUCUGAUGUUUUACUGUGUUCUUCUGUAUAGUUCUUUAGAUUCUAGGAGGUUGUUGAGGCAUGAUACUGCACCAGGCAACUUCCUAGCUCCCCUCUGUGUUUGUGUGUGUGUGUGUGUGUGUGUGUGUGUGUGUGUGUGUGUGUGUGUGUGUGUGUGUGUGUGUGUUUGUGUGUGUGUGUGUGUAUGUAUGUAUGUAUGUAUGUAUGUAUAAAAAUGUAAUAACUUAUUAAUCUUGCAAAUGUGGAAUCCUUGUUGGCUGUUUUAAUACAAGGGGGGGGGGAGCAAUUACAUGUGCUAAAAAGUUAAACUGGUAUGGUGGGGGUUGGUUUUCAGGAAUAAUCUUUUUUUUGGUAGAAAUUCAAACAUAAGAAGACAGCAGGAAAAUAUAUUUCUGCAAUGUUCUAGUAUUGGUUAUCAUUAUCAUAUUACUAUUGAGCUAUUCAUUCAGAGCUCCUACGUUCACAUUCAAUAAGGUCUCUAAAGCCACUAGGUGCGUGUUAAAGAGUGACUCUCAGACUGUCCACAGAGGACCGGACAGACAACAUGGUCAGACUGGUUCAUGUGAAGGCUUCUCUCUCAGACAUUCUGCCUACCUGAAAGUGUAAUGAACGGUAACUCAGCUUGGUGUCUUCAUUUCAGUUCUUUAUGGUAGCAGACAGUGACAGGUUGUCCUGUACCCUCCAGAAUAGACAGGUGUGUCUGCCACAUGACAGACGCAGAUGUACGGUUGGUUGGUAUGGGGUCUCUCCAGGGUCCGCUCUGCAGCCCUAAUUAAAUCUAAAAGAAGACCUACAAUAAGAUGGGUUUAGGGACCCCAGGAAAUUGUCAAAUGGGUUAUAUGAAGAUGAUAUGAAGUUUGUGUUUUGUUAGGUUAAUGGGAAUUAUUCUGUAUAGCACUGGUUAAAGACCAGUAUCUCCAACCCUAUCAAAAUAUAAUCAUUUGAUGCAGAAAAACGCAACUUUCCACAAUCAUUUGGACAAGUAUAAACCAUCCUCCAAAUCACACUCUUGAGUGCACUUUGAAGACCCAUUUAUGCAUCACAGAACAUAUGUCUGACACCUAACACAGAACGUAUGUCUGACACCUAACACAGAACGUAUGUCUGACACCUAACACAGAACGUAUGUCUGACACCUAACACAGAAAGUAUGUCUGACACCUAACACAGAACGUAUGUCUGACACCUAACACAGAACGUAUGUCUGACACCUAACACAGAAAGUAUGUCUGACACCUAACACAGAACGUAUGUCUGACACCUAACACAGAACGUAUGUCUGACACCUAACACAGAACGUAUGUCUGACACCUAACACAGAACGUAUGUCUGACACCUAACACAGAAAGUAUGUCUGACACCUAACACAGAACGUAUGUCUGACACCUAACACAGAACGUAUGUCUGACACCUAACACAGAACGUAUGUCUGACACCUAACACAGAAAGUAUGUCUGACACCUAACAACACAUUACAGAUAGGAACAAUUCAAUAGGCUCUCACCUGCUGUAGGCUACUUCAGCUGGCAAAUGAUCUCCAACAAGCCAAUAGGAAACCUGUGAGAAAGAUCCCUGCUAGAGACAUGUGGCUGUUCCCUCCUCCCCUCCAUGCUGUAAGAGCACAGAUAAAUGAACAGUGUUUUCCUCUUAUUGGUUUGCCUUUUAUGUCAUGGCACCAUCCUUACAGGAAACCAUGGCAUCAGUAUAUGCCCUACUUACCACACAGAGCUGGAAUGUCAAGAUAGAAUACAGGACAUGAUUACCAGUAGAACUACACAUGAAGUCAUAUCCUGGUGUAGGUUUACGGCAGGCCUGGGCCACACAUCAGGUCAGAACGGUAGCACACAUUAUGCACUCAGCUCAGCCAGUUAAAGAGCUGACGUUACCAUAACCAGGCAGUGGCACACUGAGGGAAUGUAUUGUAAAACACAAAAACAUGUUUUCGGUAUGAUGCCACCUCUAAACCUGUUCUUUCCCUCACAGGAAGUCAACUGACUAAAUGUUGUUCAUGUACUGUGAACUGGAGGACAUGGCAAUAAAGAAUCCUUUAGAAGUGA